AACAAAGCAAUGUCUAAGGUAGCAGUAUCAAGAGCUGUGAAGGCUGUUCAGAAGUUCUAUCCAAUCGCAUUGGCCGAUAAAACCUGGGAUAAUACUGGGUUGUUACUCGAUUCAAGUUCUGAUAAUAUUAAAUCGGAUCAACUCAAUAUACUCCUCACAAUUGACUUGACUCAAUCUGUUGCCGAAGAGGCCGUCAAGAAAAGUGCCAAUUUUAUCGUGGCUUACCACCCAUUCAUCUUCAGAGGAUUGAAGAGCAUUACAACGAAAGAUCCUCAACAAAGAUCGCUUAUUAAACUAAUCCAGAAUAACAUUAGUGUAUACUCCCCACAUACAGCAGUAGAUAGUGCCUAUGGCGGGGUCAAUGACUACUUGGUAGAUGGAAUAACUUACGGAUUCGAUAUUCAAUCUAGAGAAGCAAUUGAAAAGGAUGAAAAUGCUCAAGAUUGCGGGAUGGGCCGUAUAGUUACUUUGAAGAAACCAGCUCCCCUUUCUAAGCUAAUUGGAAACGUUAAAUGCAGUUUGGGUUUGAAAUAUGUUCAAAUUGCUCGGGGUAGUGGCACAUCUAAAGACCAUGAAGUCUCCACCAUUGCUAUCUGUGCUGGCGCGGGAGGCUCUGUAUUCAAAGGAAUCAAGGCAGACUUAUACUUUACAGGAGAAUUGUCACAUCACGAAGCCUUGUAUUUCACGGAGUCAGGAUCAUCAAUUAUCACAACUAACCACUCCAACACCGAACGAGCAUUCCUAAAAGUCAUUAAGAAGCAAUUGUCAGAGACCUUGCAAGACGCCAAUGUGUUUGUAAGUGAAACCGACAGGGACCCAUAUGAAUUGGCAUAAAUAGAGAGUCUACCACCAUAUUAUGGGGAAGCUUUGCAUGAUGUUAUAACAAUAUCACGUGAUUGAUUUAUUCUUGAGCCUAAUUUGUAACUAGAUAGAAGGAAGAGGUAAAGAGGGACAUAAUUAUUUUCAAAUAUAAAGACAACAUCAG
Molecule: messenger RNA, 985 nt
Organism: Scheffersomyces stipitis CBS 6054
Lineage: Eukaryota; Fungi; Ascomycota; Pichiomycetes; Serinales; Debaryomycetaceae
Gene: NIF3
Product: Nif3p
Exons: 2
Coding region: 10-834 (274 amino acids)
Cellular component (GO): cytoplasm; mitochondrion
Source: RefSeq, a predicted model, not a curated record